GAAGUUCCUUACAAAAAUGGAUGAAUUGGAGGAACACAACAUUGAGAAAUGGAGAGAGGUCCUUCGCGACAAGCAGCGGCCGUUCGUGUGCAUUGACCCAGACGCGAGUCUGUUCGAGGCAAUACGCACCCUGAUCCACAGCCACGUGCACCGACUUCCCGUCGUUGACAAGUACACGGGCAACGCCAUCUACAUCCUGACUCACAAGCGGAUAUUGCGCUUCCUAUAUCUUCAUAUCAAUGACUUACCGAAGCCUUCAUUCUGGAACCAGACCAUUAAAGAGCUGGAGAUAGGAACGUACAACAAUGUCAUCACGGCUUCACGGGAGACGACGGUGUACGAAGCCCUGAACCUGUUUGUUGAGCACCGGAUAUCAGCCCUGCCGGUUGUGGAUGAUGACAGAAAGGUUGUGGACAUCUAUGCCAAGUUUGACGUGAUUAAGCUGGCUGCUGAAAAGACGUAUAACAACUUGGGCAUCACUAUCCAGCAAGCGUUGCAGCACAGAAAAGGGGCGAGCUGUUUUGAGGGCGUUGUGAAAUGCGUGGAGACGGACUCCCUGAAGAUAGUGGUGGACAAGAUCGUGCGUGCAGAGGUGCACAGGCUCGUGAUUGUUGACGAGGAGGACCACGUGAUAGGCAUCAUCUCUCUCUCCGACCUGCUGAACCACCUCAUACUGAAACCCAUGGGCAGUGAAGUUCCAGAGAAGAAAACCUCCACAUCCUGAAGCCAGACUUUCAACAUAAGAUGGAGGUGAUACAAUCAUGAUGGCCAAUCAAAAAACCAGUUUAACAAUUCCUAAUUUGAAUGGCCAAUCAGAAUAUGUUAAGCAAAGUCCAAAUCAAACUGGCCAAUCAAAAUUUACUGGCCAAUCAUAAUAAGUUAAACACAUGGUUUUCCAAUCUCUUUCAAUGUGUAGAAAUAUUAUCUUAUUUAAGUGAAACGUGUGGCUACAGGGAUCUAAAUGUGGAAAAUAAGUGAGGAACAGAGUCAUGGUGUGAUUGGCAGAUGUCCACAGAUUGGAUGUUACGUGCAUUUUGAUUGGCCCGUUUGAAAUUGCUGGGAAAUACCUGUGAAAAUAAUUUACAGAUGGCAAAGUGAAAUGUGCUGUGAUGUGAUUGGAUGUUGAAUGUAACAUCUCAACUGAAAAGAGAAAAGACAGAUUAAAACAUGCUUGGUUAUGCUAGUUUCUAAACCGUUCAUGUUUUACAUUUACCAUGUUAAUGAACUUUACUUCAUCUUGGUAUUUUGAGACACUUGUUCAAAAUGUGAUGUAUCCAAGCUAACCAGAUUUCAUUUGCCAUAUUGGCUGCUGUUUGCAUUUUGUUUAGCAAGAUCAUCUAUAUCAGUUUAUCCGAGUAAUUGUUUGUACUUUUGUGGACUGUUUUAUUUUUGUUACUAAGGUUUUGGUGAAUCUGUAAAGAGGUUUUAAGCCAGUAAGUCUGUGCUUAAGCAUCUAUUGAUAUUUUGCUAUAUUUAAAUGUUGGAUUAUGAUAGUUGCCAACCUAAACAAUGUUUUUAUUGCAUUAACAGUUGAUAGAUUUGUAUCUUUAAUGUCUCUCAUACAUGUGUAUUUCAUUUAUCCACUUCACAAGUGGAUGUCAAUUUAUUAAAGAGUUAAGUAAUCUAGAAGUAACAAACUGAAUGUGUAUGUGUAUGCCAAUAUCCCCUUCAAAAGUGGAUGUCAAUUUAUGUAAGAGAUUAAGUAAUUUACAACAAAAAAACUGAUUUUUUAUGAUGUGAGGGUUUCAACCUUUACCACUCUGCAUAUAUUGAGUUAGCUUAAUAUCUACAAUCGCAUAUUUGUUUUACUAUUAGUACAUUGGAUAAAUAAGACAAAACUAUGUUUAAAUUAGAUACUUAUGUAUUUGUUAACUGGCAUAUUAAAUGGUAAAUAUCAGGCUAUGAACAAUUCAUAUUUUAAACAUAUG
Molecule: messenger RNA, 1928 nt
Organism: Dreissena polymorpha
Lineage: Eukaryota; Metazoa; Mollusca; Bivalvia; Myida; Dreissenidae
Product: 5'-AMP-activated protein kinase subunit gamma-2-like
Exons: 8
Coding region: 17-724 (235 amino acids)
Source: RefSeq, a predicted model, not a curated record